AUGGAAGAACUUACAGCGUUCGUCUCCAAGUCUUUUGACCAGAAAGUGAAGGAGAAGAAAGAGGCCAUCACGUACCGGGAGGUGCUGGAGAGCGGGCCGCUGCGUGGGGCCAAGGAACCGGGCUGCAUCGAGCCGGGCCGCGACGACCGCAGCAGCCCGGCAGUCCGGGCGGCCGGCGGAGGCGGCGGCGCGGGAGGAGGCGGAGGCGGAGGCGGAGGAGGCGGAGGAGGUGCUGGAGGAGGAGGAGCAGGCGGAGGAGCUGGAGGAGGGCGCUCUCCCGUCCGGGAGCUGGACAUGGGAGCCGCGGAGCGGAGCAGGGAGCCGGGCAGCCCGCGGCUAACGGAUGUGUCCCCCGAACUGAAGGAUCGCAAAGACGAUGCGAAAGGGAUGGAGGACGAAGGCCAGACCAAAAUCAAGCAGAGGCGAAGUCGAACCAAUUUUACCCUGGAACAACUCAACGAGCUGGAGCGGCUUUUCGAUGAGACCCACUAUCCAGACGCUUUCAUGCGCGAGGAACUGAGCCAGCGACUAGGGCUGUCUGAGGCCCGAGUACAGGUCUGGUUUCAAAAUCGAAGAGCUAAGUGUAGAAAACAGGAGAAUCAGCUCCAUAAAGGUGUCCUUAUAGGGGCCGCUAGCCAGUUUGAAGCUUGUAGAGUUGCACCUUAUGUCAACGUAGGUGCUUUAAGGAUGCCAUUCCAGCAGGAUAGUCAUUGCAACGUGACGCCCUUGUCCUUUCAGGUUCAGGCGCAGCUGCAGCUGGACAGCGCCGUGGCGCACGCGCACCACCACCUGCAUCCGCACCUGGCCGCGCACGCGCCUUACAUGAUGUUCCCGGCACCGCCCUUCGGACUGCCGCUGGCCACGCUGGCCGCGGACUCGGCCUCCGCCGCCUCGGUGGUGGCUGCCGCCGCCGCCGCCAAGACCACCAGCAAGAACUCCAGCAUCGCAGAUCUCAGACUAAAAGCUAAAAAGCACGCGGCCGCCCUGGGUCUGUGA
Arvicola amphibius (Eurasian water vole) is the source of this 996-nucleotide messenger RNA. RefSeq names its product short stature homeobox 2 (gene Shox2). The transcript is spliced from 5 exons. Gene Ontology annotation, biological process: regulation of transcription by RNA polymerase II. Gene Ontology annotation, molecular function: sequence-specific double-stranded DNA binding; DNA-binding transcription factor activity, RNA polymerase II-specific. Lineage: Eukaryota; Metazoa; Chordata; Mammalia; Rodentia; Cricetidae. Gene Ontology annotation, cellular component: nucleus. Bases 1 to 996 code for a protein of 331 amino acids. The record is from RefSeq and is a predicted model, not a curated record.